Molecule: messenger RNA, 1810 nt
Organism: Rhopalosiphum maidis (corn leaf aphid)
Lineage: Eukaryota; Metazoa; Arthropoda; Insecta; Hemiptera; Aphididae
Gene: XRCC1
Product: DNA repair protein XRCC1
Exons: 9
Coding region: 148-1788 (546 amino acids)
Biological process (GO): base-excision repair; single strand break repair
Cellular component (GO): nucleus
Molecular function (GO): damaged DNA binding
Source: RefSeq, a predicted model, not a curated record
AUAGAAGCGGGAAAUGCGUGUUUACUUGUAUUUAAUAAUUCUAAGUUUUUUAAUUUUUAUCUAUGCUGUUCGAUAUUUAAUACGUAUUUAUCUAUCUACUAAUUACUAUACUUUAUAAUUAGUAGCUAUUUUUCAAUAAAAAAUAUCAUGGGGCCGAUUCCGAUUGAUCGUAUUAUAAGCAUAAGCAGUGAAGAUCAAGCACACAAAGCGGAAAACAUACUUAACGUCUCAGAUUCACAUCAGACAUGGCGUUGUAAGCCAGGUGAAAAACAAGCUACGGUUAUUCUUCAAUUUUUGAAACCAUCGGUCAUUAGUUCCAUUGACGUUGGAAAUGAUAAUUCUGCUUUUGUAGAAAUAUUUGUAGGAAAAUCUAUGUCUGAUGAAUUUCAAGUACUAUUGGUAACUUCUUCUUUGAUGACAUUGCAUGAAUGUAAAAAUGGAUUAAAUGUAAAUAAAGUCCGGUUUUUUGACACCGACCAUCUAUCUUUGGCAUCUAAGGAAUCAUGGGAUAGAGUAAAAAUUGUAUGUACGCAACCAUACAUUAAACAGAGCAAAUAUGGUUUAUCGUUUAUAACAUUUCAUUCAAAAGAUAUAGAACAAAAAUCACCUAUCCUGUCACAAUCUAUUCAGCUAGGAUCAUUUACAUUAAGAAACGAUGAUGAGUCUGAUGAUAUUUCAUCUGUCGGUCGAUUAUUUUCCAAGCGUAAUGAAAAUAAAGAUGUUGUAAGGAUGCCAGAAUCCCCAGUUAAUCGUUUACUUGCAAUACAUAAAAAAAACUUAGAAACAGGAAAACAGAAAAAUACAAAUAUUAAUAUUCAAACACCUUUAAUGAAUCAAAAGAUCUCCAAAUCUCCAAAAGAUUCUGUAAAACUAAAAAACAUUGAUUUAAAUGUUAAAAAAACUGACGCAAUUACAAUGGAAGCUGUUAAAAAUAAAGUUACUAAAAAGAAAGAAUUAAGUCCAUCAUCUCUAAACUUUCAACCAUCCAGAAAAAAAAUUAAAUUAAUAAAAAAUCCAUUACCAGUAACAAAACCGUUCAGUGAAUUAUUGAACAAUGUUGUAUUUGUAAUGAGCGGUUAUGAAAAUCCAUAUCGUAGUAACAUUCGUUCAAAAGCUUUGGAAAUGGGUGCCAGAUACAAACGUAAUUGGGAUUUGUCUUGCACACAUCUAAUAUGUGCUUUUAUAAAUACUCCGAAAUAUAAUGAAUGCAAAAGACAAGGUACCUAUCGUAUAGUAAAAAGUGAUUGGAUUGAUAAAUGCUAUUCGAAUAAAUGUCGAUUUCCAUGGAGAAGAUAUGCUUUGGAUAAAUUGGAGCAAAAUAAACCAGAGAGUGAAGAUGAAAUAUGUGCAUGUUCUGAUUCGGUCCAAACUGAUGAUAGUGAUGAUGAAUGGAACAACAUUUCUGUAAAGCCAAUACCCUCAACAUCACAAACAAAUAAUUCAGUAAAUCAGAAAAAUACAACAAUAUCACCAUAUGAUUUAGAUACUGACAUUGAUUCGGAUUCAGAUAUUCCUAAAGAUAUAUUAGCUGAUGAAAGCAAUGUAUCAUUGCCAUUAAUAGAUAAUAUAUUUCAUAAUUGCUUAUUUUAUUUAUCUUCCAGUUUAAAUCCUUUGUUAAAACAAAAAUGUAGUCGCUACAUUAUAGCACUUGAGGGAAAAUUGAGUGAAAAAGAUAAAUGUCAUUAUAUUGUUUCAACUGAUGCAAAUGAUUUACAAGUUAAGAAUUCUGUUACUCCACAAUGGAUUUGGGAUUGUUAUGAUGCUAGAAAAAUACUUCCAUUAAAAUAAAGAUUGUCUUUCUAUAACUAAA